Molecule: messenger RNA, 1720 nt
Organism: Anneissia japonica
Lineage: Eukaryota; Metazoa; Echinodermata; Crinoidea; Comatulida; Comatulidae
Product: growth hormone secretagogue receptor type 1-like
Exons: 2
Coding region: 294-1436 (380 amino acids)
Biological process (GO): G protein-coupled receptor signaling pathway
Cellular component (GO): plasma membrane
Molecular function (GO): G protein-coupled receptor activity
Source: RefSeq, a predicted model, not a curated record
UGUACAGCGCCUUUCUUGCUGUGUCGACAACUUCGAUCACUCUGGGAAUAGUUAUUAAUUGUGAUCCUCCGAGGUGGUGCUGUGCAUAUGUAAUAACAAGAAAAAGGAACGAGACCUAGAAUUCCGACUCGGCUAUCUAUGCUAUCACUGGCAAUUAGUAGCGGCAGGACUAUAUUAACAAGAUACGGAUCGGAAAUUACUAAAAUCGUCAACAACUUAUAAUCGAGUCACCGUUAAUUGGCCGGAAAUUAAUGAACAAAUAUUGAACUUGAGUAUUUUUCAACGCUAUCGUAAUGAACAACGGAAGUGAUUCCAGUGAGUACGCGUAUCUACGCGCAGUUGUACAAUCGAUGACGUACACCCACAGCGAAGAGUUGUUAUUAACCGUUAUUUUACCAAUUAUAUUUACAGUUGGCGUUGUUGGAAACUUGUUCGUGAUUGUCAUAUUUAUUCGUCUGAAAUCAAUGCGCACUGCACCCUACGUGUACCUGUUUACUCUCGCAGUAGUGGAUAUGCUGUUUCUUCUUCUGAUGGCACCGGUACAAUGGAUCAUGUACUUGUCAAGUCGGAUACACGAGGAUUUCUCAAGCCUUGGAGUUGUUUCUUGUAAAUUUUACCUGACAAUCCAAGAUUUUUGUGUUCUCUUCUCUGCUGUUAUAUUCACUUGUGUGACCAUUGAACGUUACAGAGCUAUUUGUCACCCGAUGACAUUAGAUAAAUCGAAGGUUUCAAAGCGAUCGACUAUAGCUUGCAUUGUCUCUAGCGUUGUCAUUAUCAUAUAUAAAAUCCCUACAUUCACGUUUGCAACAUUAGCAGAGUACCCCAUACUCGUCGGAAUGAACGAAAACAUUACUUCCCAUUUUCCCGAAUUUCCUGACUAUGCUCUGGUGUGCGUGUACUGCAAUGGCUUAAAAACCCCAGUUAGGUGUGACAACUUUAACAAAACAUUCUAUUUUGACUCUUUUAUUACAGUUAUAAUAGUACCAUGUGUGUCUACUCUAUAUAUCAUUAUAUUAAUUCAUCUGUGCAAUCGUCAAAACAUUUCAGACACCGGGGGCUCGUCCGCGCACCUGACAAAAAUGAAGAUCCAGAGUGCGAUUAUGAUCUUUGUCGUUUUAUUCCUUUUCAUUAUAAGUACAGUUCCUAUCCGAGUAUUCACUUUUGUGUAUAAUCUACAUGCUAACAAGUUUGAAGAGAAGCUUGUUUCCGAAGAUACACUAAGUUCCAUUAUUUUCACAUCAAGGAUACUGAUAUUUCUAAAUUCGGCCGCUAACCCUAUCAUUUACCAUAUUGUUAGUAGUAAAUAUCGUACCGCGUUUAGGAAAGGAAUACUCUUCCAGAAUUUACGACAUUCGGAGAAAUCCUACACGAGAUCAAGAUUGACAAGAGAAACUAAAUUGUCAAUCAUACAAGGAAAGCAGAUUAUUUUAGAUUAAAGCCUCAUUCACAACGAAUCUGAAUUUUCGGAUCGGAAGGCCUGCCGAACUGACCAGAAUCAGUGUAAAAAUAGGGAAGAUGGCGUUCAGUGCAUCAGAAGCGCGGUCCGAAUUUCGGUUCGGGUCCGAUGUGACUUGUACUUAUAUUUUAAUACAUUCGUCCGUUGUAUAAUGUAGGCCUAAUUCCUGACUAUAGCGUCACAAGCCUCGCUGCAAUGUUGAUUUAAUGUUAUUAUCUGACAUAACUCAGGGGCGGAUCCAGGAUUUAAAAGAGGGGGGUUCAA